Toxotes jaculatrix (banded archerfish) is the source of this 5253-nucleotide messenger RNA. RefSeq names its product stanniocalcin 1 (gene stc1). The coding region runs from base 112 to 948 and encodes 278 amino acids. Lineage: Eukaryota; Metazoa; Chordata; Actinopteri; Toxotidae. Gene Ontology annotation, biological process: intracellular calcium ion homeostasis. Gene Ontology annotation, molecular function: hormone activity. The transcript is spliced from 4 exons. The record is from RefSeq and is a predicted model, not a curated record. Gene Ontology annotation, cellular component: extracellular region.
UCAAAAGGAUAGUGAGGAGUCCAAUGUAGAGACAUUGCUGGCAGCCUACUUGUCGUAUCCUACAUUUAUUGUGUUUCCGGCGCCGCAGAAGCUUUUUGGAGCGUUAUUCUUAUGAAUUACACACAAAGCAGGAGGCGUCUCUUUACGUUUAGUUGUAUCAUCUGUGUUGAGAGGACGAUGCCUUUGAGGACCGGACUUUUUCUCCUGAUGGUGCUGAACGCAUCUGCAUAUGAACUGGAUCAAAACGAGUCUUAUUCGCCCAGGAGAGCACGCUUUUCUGCCAAUAGCCCUUCAGAUGUGGCACGCUGUCUCAACAGUGCCCUCCAAGUUGGCUGCGGAGCCUUCGCCUGCCUGGAAAACUCAACUUGUGACACAGAUGGCAUGCAUGACAUCUGCAAGUCCUUCUUAUACAGUGCUGCUAAAUUUGACACUCAGGGUAAAGCAUUUGUGAAGGAGAGCCUUAAGUGCAUUGCCAAUGGCAUCACCUCGAAGGCAUUCCCCACCAUCCGCCGCUGCUCCACCUUCCAAAGAAUGAUAUCUGAGGUCCAAGAGGAGUGUUACAGCAAGCUGGAUAUCUGCACUGUUGCCCGAUCUAAUCCAGAUGCUAUUGGUGAAGUGGCACAGCUGCCAAGUCACUUCCCCAAUAGGUUUUAUGGUAAGCUGCUUCAAAGCCUGAUGGACUGUGAUGAGGACACGGUGGACCGCGUUAGGACCAGCAUGGUGUCGCGGCUGGGCCCAGAGAUGACCAUGCUUAUUCAGCUGCUGCAGAACAAGCCCUGCCCAUCCACUGCUGUGGCUGCAGCUGCCGCCAUCCCAACUGGAGUGGAGGGCCGUGGGAGCUGGCGCUGGUCCAUGGGUCCCCAUAUGUACAAGAUCCAGCCUAAUCUGCGAAACAGAGACUCUGCCAGUCAUUUUGGCAAAAAGCGCUCUGCCAGUGACAGCUCCUAACUUCCACUCAAAAUUCAAAAAAAAAAAAAAAAAAAAAACUCCACACACUCCUCAAAACAUCACAAAAGCUCCUCUAUUCCCUAGGGGUGAUAAAAUCCAUUCCUCCGCUAGACUGGAAGUCACAGAAAUAUGCCCCUCUAGGGAAUGCCGGAACGCCCAUAGAGUUGAUAUCAGAGUUUGAUUGUUGUUAUAUUGUAUAUCCUACACUUUAGGCUUGAGAGAAACCCCCCUUUCCAUCGACUGUUUUCAAACGUGUCUGCUCACAGUUAGUGUUGAACAUGUGGCUGUUGCAUCUGUGCAACAUGGUCCUGUUCACUCCUCUUCACCUCCUCCAGCAGAGAUGAAUCCUUAAGAAGUCUUUUGAUGCCAAGCAAAAAAAAAAAAAAAGGAAAAAAAAAGAAAAAACAGCCAUGGUGGUUCACGCCUCUAGAGUCAGUACUUUCAAAAAAAAAAAAAAAAACACAAUCUCAUAAUCCAGAUACUUGUUCAUGAAUAGAAAUCAGUAGUUGGAUUAUUAUUAGUUCAUUGAUAGGAAUGGGAAAAUUAUUGGUAGACGAUGUAUCUAAUAUUUCAGCAAUGAGAUCAGUCUAAUUGUGAGCAUGAGAUGUGGAAAUGAGUUUCAUAUAUAUUUUCUGACACUAACAUAACACUUAAAUGUACUGUAUACGAAGUUAUCUGAGACAGCCAUAGCAAGCCCUCUAAAAGAGAGUGCUCAUACGGAGUGAGGUCUGUAGAGGUUUCACGAUAACCUUUGAGAGGUUACCUUAAACUGACCAAAAAACUUCAAACUGCCCUGAAUGCUAUUCAUGAAAUACCAAAAUAGUGUAUAGCUAUAGCACUUAUAAUUUUUUUGUUUUUUUGUUUUUUUUUAGCUUUUUUUCUGAUGUUAGAUGUAGUCAUGGUCAUGUGUUUUAAAUCGUCAUCCUGCACAUAAGGAUUGUCCAGGUCAUGGCCAAGUCUAUCUAUCAGAAGAAAAAAAAUCCAUUUUGCAUAUCUUGUAUCCAGACACUUGUAAUGCAUAAGACUGUUGAGCUCUACAGUAUAUGUGGGACCAUGUUUAGUGGAAUCUGUAUCCAUGUUCUUAACUGAGUGCGAAGCCGUCGUGUAUGUGCAGUAGCUGAUUAGCACAUUCACCGAUGAGACUGAGAGCAGCCAUCUUUCUUGGACUGAUGAUCAUCAUUCUCUGAGGUGAAACACGUGACAUACACACUGGCUUCCAGUGUCAAGAUUGAGAAUGACUAUUUAAAAAAAAAAAACAAAAAGCCUUGUUGGAAUGAUAUUUAUUUUCCUACUAUAUUAUUUAAUGUUUUUUUUAUUAUUUUAAUGCAUUAUUGUAGUUUUAAUUAGUUUACAGGUUUAAAAAGCAGUUCAGUCAUGGCUCCUAUUUGAACAUGAGCUCUAUGCCAAAAAAAAAAAAACAAACAAAAAAAAAAGAAAGAAAAAAGUGAGCUGACACUCUGGUGACUGAAUGGGACCCAUGUCAUGACUCUGUGCUGGCCAUAGGGGAACAAGGUUGGUCAUUCAAGUCAGGUGAUCUACUUUAUGGGUGUUACAAGGGACCACAACAAAACAAUAGCUUAAUUUUGACACACUUUCUGGUUUGAAAAUAAGGUCGUCAUUGCAGCUGCUAGAUGUGCUCGUUCAGGGCUGGGGUUUCGUGCACGUUGUUGAAGACUGAGCAGGUAUAAUGACAGUAAAACAAACACCAGCAUCAAGUACCCCCGUAGUGAUGUUUUUUGAUGGUUCUGCACUAGUUGUCGGUGCUUCUUCUUGCAUAGGGUGAAAUCAAUUUUCCUUAAGAUGGCUGGCUACAUGCAGACAAAUUCUAAUUGUACUUAAUGUGUAGUAGUAUCUUUAUUCCAUGCAUUUCUCUUGUGUUAUUAUUUAUUGUCUAUGUUGGUAGUAGUAGAGAAAAGAUGACAUAGCAGUACAGUGUAUUUUGUUUGUAUUGGCUUCAGUUCUUGGUCGCAAACUCUUGAAAACUUGGUUAUAAAUCUUAAGUAUUUUACUUAUUGUUUCCAUAAAAAUAAAUACUCAUAAGCAACAAUAGUUAUUAUUUAGGAGUUUGCUCAAAAACCCAAAUUAAUCUGCUUCAUCAGGUCUGUGUGGGCGUGGUCUGUCAUCAGUUUCUGAUUCAGCUGUUGUCAAAUGCUUAUUGGUGCAGGAAAAUAUGUGACGUCCAAUUCCAACUGAUCCCCACCCACCUCAAACCUGUGAGAAGAGCACAGACCAAACGGUGCAGACAGAAAUCCUGCGUGUGAAGUAACCAAAACGUUGAUUCACUUAGGGGCCGCGUUACUCAUAGUUAGAAGCUGAUGUUUUCAGCACUUUUUUUUAAGAGAGCGGCCUUGUCCAGGAUGGUGGUGGUGUUCCUACCUAGAGGUCACUCCAAAGAGAGAUGCACAGCUUUUACACUUCUUACAUAUAUACACUUAAACUCUAUAGAACACAAACAAAAUGUAUUUCAUUCAUUAAGCAGUUUCCUUACAUCUAAGAUCCAGACAAUCAGAAUAAUAAGAUUAGUACAGAGUCAUGGUCACUGAAAGGGGUCUUCGUGCUGGUGUUUGUUUUAUAUAAAUAUACCUGGUGGACAGAUGGUUGUUUGGCACCAGUAACUUUAAUGAGUCAGCUUCUGAGUAAAUUGCAAAGCUUUGUGCACAUUGAAAAUGCAAUAUAGAGAUUAACUUAAUCAACCAGGGAUGGGUUCAGUUUGCUGUAGGAAAUUCCUGACUUCAUGAAAGGAACUGAACCCAAUCCUGUUAAAAAAAAAAAAAAAAAAGAAGAAAAGAAAAAAAAAGUGAAUCUAUAUAUUGUCCUGGAUUGAUAAGAGUGAAGCACAGACCAGAAAAAGAGAUGCUUUAUUUUUCAGUGUCAAUUUAAUAGCUAUGUUUAAGAAUUCCAAACUAUGCAAUAAUCUCACACACAAAGGAUUCACAGCAACACAGAAAUUGACCUUUAUUUCAUUCAGUGCCAGCUGAUGCUGUGUGAAUCAAGCAGCAGCAUGUGCGCUCUCAUACUGCACCCACAGUGUGAAGGCAUCGCUCCUCUGUAUCGCUUUUCUGUUUCUGUGGUUUUUGUAAACUGGCGUUUCUUUUGUUCUGUGAAUCUGAUUCUGUUUCUGUUGUGUCAUUUAUUGCGAAAAGGACAGCAGUUCUGAAGGAAUCACUUGGGAAGUUAAGAGCUAUAGUCACACUGUAGUAUAUCCUAGCUUACUAUUUUAUGUUAAAUAUGCACUUUGCAUCUUAACCACUAUAAAGGGCAUUGAAACAUUCAGUACAUGUGCAAUUUGAGACAUGUUUUAUUUACCCAGUGAAUGGAAAUCAGUUUGAAUAUUUCGCAUCCUGAAGGGUCAAGGCUUCUUCAUGUACUAUUGAUACAUAUGUCUGUAUCUUUGUUGUCCAUGGGUAAAUCCAAAACCCAACAGCUGCUGCUAAACUGUUACUUCCCUGUAUGAUGCUGUCCAGAUGCCCGUCUACUGUGGCCACUCUGACCUGCCAACACACAGUGAGCUCAGCAUCAGUCCGCAUUUGCAUUUAAGCAUUUUAAUGUCUAUCCAUGUCUUCAUAUUUAUUUUCUAUGAACAUUCCUCGUGUCAAAUAUAUUUGGCAAGGGCAAAUUGACUGUUCCUUCACCAAGUCAAAUGUAACGGUAAUUUCAGAGAAUGUACCUGUAUACUGAAUGUCUGUUUCGACGAGAACAUGCCCAAGUUAGGUGACCUAUGAAGGCUUUUGGGAAAAAAAAACAAAAACAAAACAAAAAAAAAAAACAAAAACAAAAGAGAGAAAAUAUAAGGCUUUCGAUUUCUUUCUGUUUUCGGUUUUAAUUCAAGUAUAGGGUGCUUAAGGUGGUACUGGAGUAUUGUUAAAUUGACCCAUGGUGACUUUUGUGAAACUGUUUCUCCUGUCAAUACUAGAGACUAAAGACUCCCUCACUUCUGGCACUUCAUGGUACUCUUUCCUCUCAAGACUUGAAAUAGAUUGAUAAAUGUUGUUGUGCUUAAACAAAAUCAAAAAGCUUCAGUGACUAGUAAAGUUUAUUUUGUAUUCAUAUAUAAGUGACAGUUAUUUUACUAUCGGAUUCAAAAAGUUAUCCAGGAUUUAAGGAGAUUACUGAAGUUCCUGAUACAGAUGCUAUGUAACGCAUGAUUGACCCUUGUGAAUCACUUGCACUUUAGAAUAUACCCAUAUACAUAUAUACCCAUACUGUGUAUAUGUUUGGGUUUUUCCUCUGUACUGAAAAGUCAUGAAAGAUACAAAUGCAUCAGUUGUGUGUCUUUUGCUGAUCAGAAAUAAAAUAUUUAUCAUA